This is a messenger RNA of Racocetra persica, 296 nucleotides long. The record is from the annotation of a GenBank genome assembly. NCBI's taxonomy places the organism in Eukaryota, Fungi, Glomeromycota, Glomeromycetes, Diversisporales, Gigasporaceae.
AUUUACAAUCUAAUCUCAAAAGCAGUAAGGGAAUUACUGUUUUCAUUCCAAAUAAUUAUUCACCAGUUUUGGUACAAAAUAAUGAGACUCAGUUAGCAGAUCAUAUGGAGAAUCCUUCUGCAUUAAUUUAUGGAGAGCAGUUAACAGAUAAGUCAGAGAAUGGGAAGUCAACAGCAAAUUUAAUUGAUAAUUCUGUGCUGAACGAAUUGCAAACAACAAAAAAUAUAGAAAAUUCAGAGUCUUUAAAAAAAGCAGCAAAUUUAGAUUUAACAGAAUUAAUAAGACUUAUAAUAUGA